AUGCUCUUUCAAAAGACUCUCGCAGGCCUCGGCCUCCUCGCCAGCCUUGCUUCGGCCGCUCCCUCUCUUAGACGUCGACAGGACCCCGCGGGCCUUAACGUUGUUUACUGGGGCCAGAAUGGUGGCGGAACCAUUGAGAACAACGAUCUUUCUGCGUACUGUACAGCAACCAGCGAUAUUGAUGUAUUGGUCUUAUCAUCAUUAUGGCAGUGGUCGAAUGGUGCUACGGCCAUGGGAGGCUCAUUUGGUCAAUCUUGUGGAGUUACCAGCUCAGGUCAACCCCAGAACUGCGACGCCUUAGUUGCUGCUAUAACAAAAUGCAAGAACGCUGGCGUGAAAAUUAUACUCAGCAUUGGAGGCGCAGCUGCCUAUUCUAGUUUCGCAUCGGCAGAUGAGGCCUCAGCAGCCGGUCAAUACGUAUGGAAUGCGUAUGGCGGUGGAAGUGGUGUCACAAGGCCUUUUGGUAACAACAUCGUGGAUGGCUUUGAUUUGGACCUUGAACUGGCCACUGGGAACGAAUACUUCAUCCCUUUCCUCAACACGCUUCGGUCAAACUUUGCCAGUGAUCCCAGUCACACCUACGUGAUCACAGGAGCUCCGCAAUGUCCCAUACCAGAACCUAACAUGGGAAUUAUCAUCCAGGGUGUUCAGUUUGACUAUUUAUGGAUUCAGUUCUACAACAACAACAACUAUACAGUCCCCUGCAGCUUGGGUAUCAAUGGCGGAGCUCCUUUCAACUACAACAACUGGACGUCCUUCGUUGAAACUACACCAUCCAAAAACGCAAAGCUCUUUGUUGGUGUACCUGCAUCUCCGCUCGGGGCAAAUGGCUCGCCAACCGGCUCAGUCUACUAUGCCACUCCCCAGCAACUGGCUCAAAUUGUCGCCGAAGUAAAGGGAAACUCAAACUUUGGCGGCAUCAUGAUGUGGUCUGCUGGAUUUUCCGACUCCAACGUCAACAACGGCUGCAACUAUGCUCAAGAAGCGAAAAACAUCUUGUUGACUGGCUCUCCUUGCGCUUCCGGGCCUGUGACCGCCUCGCUUCCACCCGUCCCAACUUCGACUUCGGCCUCCUCGCCACCAGGAAGCAGCUCAACUCCUCCCUCUGGCUCCGGUUCCGUUCCUCAAUGGGGACAAUGCGGUGGCGAUGGUUACACAGGGCCAACUCAGUGUGUGUCACCAUACAAAUGUGUGGCUACGAGCGAGUGGUGGUCUCAGUGUGAGUAAAACGCUUGGGAUUCAUCGCCUCAAGAAUCCACAAGUAGUGAACUCGGACACACCAAGUGGGCCAAAAAUCCCUCUUCCUUCUAUUGUAUAUAGCCCAAUUUGAUGCAGCUUUGCGUCCAUUCAAGUACAUAUUUCAUGAAAUUACAUAUCUUGGACAUUUUAGUCCAGUCUCC
Trichoderma atroviride IMI 206040 is the source of this 1400-nucleotide messenger RNA. RefSeq lists its product as uncharacterized. Gene Ontology annotation, molecular function: cellulose binding; chitinase activity. Gene Ontology annotation, biological process: carbohydrate metabolic process. The record is from RefSeq and is a predicted model, not a curated record. Gene Ontology annotation, cellular component: extracellular region. Lineage: Eukaryota; Fungi; Ascomycota; Sordariomycetes; Hypocreales; Hypocreaceae.